Morchella importuna is the source of this 1116-nucleotide messenger RNA. RefSeq lists its product as uncharacterized. The coding region runs from base 1 to 1116 and encodes 371 amino acids. The transcript is spliced from 5 exons. Gene Ontology annotation, molecular function: RNA binding. The record is from RefSeq and is a predicted model, not a curated record. Lineage: Eukaryota; Fungi; Ascomycota; Pezizomycetes; Pezizales; Morchellaceae.
AUGUCCACCAACGCCGUUGAGAACACCGAAGCAGUUGCUGCUGCCCCGGUUGAUGCUACUGCUCCCACUGCUGUCGAGAACAUGACUGAUGCACUUGCCAACACCACUAUCUCUGAUGAGACUAGUGCUGCCGAUGCUGCUCAUGCUGCCUCUGCUGCUGAGGGCAGGAGACUUUACAUCGGAAACCUGUCUUACGCUACCACUGAUGAAGAGCUGAGGGCUUUCUUCUCUGGGUUUGAGAUUGAAUCAUCAUCUAUCCCGACAAACCCACGCAGCGGCCGUCCAGUCGGUUAUGCCUUUGUCGAUCUCAAGACAAAGGAGGAAGCCGAGCGUGCUAUCGUGGAGCUCAGCGGAAAGGAGGUUUCAGAGAGGAAGGUCAGCGUUCAGGUUGCCAAGAAGCCUGGAACUGCCUCUUCCAAGAGGGAGGCCUACAACAACCACUCGGACGAGCAACAGCAGGAGGAUGGACGUGGCGGCAGGGCUCGCGGUGGUAACCGUGCCAACUAUAAUGCCAGCGGUGAGGCUACUGCAGAGGAGGGGACCACCCCCACUGCCAAUGUUCUUCCUCUCACCGAGGCUACCAACACCACUGAGGCUCCUAGCUCUGGUGAUGCACCCGCUGCCCCCACUGGGCCUUCCGCUGAGGGAGACAAUGCCAACUUUAGGGGCAGAAGGAGAGGCCCCCCCGAGAACGGUGUUCCCAGUGCUACCAAGGUCAUGGUUGCUAACCUGCCGUAUGAGCUGACCCAGGAAGAGCUUUUGAAGCUCUUUGCGGACUAUGAUCCGGAGAGUGCCACCAUUGCUCUCCGUCCUAUCCCCCGCUACAUGGUUCGCAAACUCCAGCUACGCGGAGAGCCCCGCAAGGGCCGUGGUUUCGGUUUCGUCACCCUUGCCUCUGAGGAGAUGCAGAAGAAGGCCGUCAGCGAAAUGAACGGCCGCAUGGUCAACGACAGAGAGAUUGCUGUCAAGGUCGCCAUCGAUAACCCGAAGAUUGAGGGAGAGAUCGAAGAGGCCAAGAAGCAACAGCAGCAACAGCAGGAGGGGUCACAGGAGGCCAAGCAAGAAGAGACCAAGGAGAAUGGCGUUGCCGAGACCUUGCCCACUGCUGCUUAUUGA